UUGAAGAGCUGGAGGAAUAGCCACCCUCUCCGCAAGGUUGUCAGAAUUGAUGACUCGUGAGACGAAUCACGCUGCCGAUAUGAAACGAGUGGGCCAAACCUAGAACUAUGUAGCACUUGUCCGAGUGUGGCAACCACUUUGACAGUCGGCGUGUGCCUGAGUCUCAAUGACAACCAAAAGGGUGCAAAAGCGGACGAGGCAGUUAGACGGAAAGGCUUGCAAGAGACAGAUCGAUUUUUCCGCGCGGAGCGCUGUCCUAGCACAACAAAAACAAUGGAAUCCCGUCCUGUCAGCACCAGUCUAAAAAAAGCGCAACUUACAGUCAGGAGGGCAUGCCUCCUAAGCAACACGUCUAUAUGCAUGGCGCGGCCUGAGCUCCGAAGAAAAUGCGUGAUAUGCCGCAGCACGAUUGACCUGCGUCAGCGCCCUGGAUCGCGUGUGUGUCCGUACCAGCCGAAUUCUAUUUUGAGACGGGUUUGAUGAUCGGAUGAUACCGAAUCAAUGCUUCUUUCUCUUCCCUGCCCGCGCAUCCGCACGCUGAGUUGCAGAAUGGGCCGGGCCCGUGUCACCGUCGGCCUAGCUCGCAGCUAAAGAUAGUCUCUGUGCCCUUGAGCGUUUGUGCGAGAUGCGGGCACGGUGCCUGUUGACUCCAUUAGCCUGACAACAUCGUGAGCAGGACCUAGAUGUCGACACGGUACAAAAGAAUGCCUUCCCUCUCCAGUCUCCUCAACUUUGUCUUGCUCGCCGCGAUUGUGUCCGCGGCUCCUUCGCAGACCAACACCGCCAAGCGCGCCACCUGCACGGUGAACAGUGUCGCCAGCGCGUCAGGUCUGUCGAGCUGCACGGAUGUCGUGAUCGAGGCAUUCACUGUGCCCGCCGGCAAGACAAUCACGAUCGCGGCGGCCAGCGGUGCCACAGUCACCAUGAACGGCGACAUUACUUUCGCAAAGACCACCGUGAGCGGCCCGCUCAUCACGUUCAACACCCCGAACAUCAACUUCAAUGGCGGGAACCACCGCAUCGACGGAAACGGCGCUCUGUAUUGGGAUGGCCAAGGCACGAAUGGAGGCUCGUUCAAGCCCCAUCCUUUUGUCAAAUUCCAAGGCUACGGAACGUUCUCCUCGGUCACCGUGCUGAACUCGCCAGCCCAAGCGGUUUCGGUCGGCACCACGAGCAAGUCGACGAUCGAGCAAGUGACGGUCGACAACUCUGCUGGUGAUUCCCAGGGCCACAACACCGACGGAUUCGACAUCAGCGCGUCGGACGUGACAAUCACCAACAGCAAGGUGAUGAACCAGGACGACUGCGUCGCCGUUAACUCGGGCGACAGCGUGACGAUCGAGAGCACGACCUGCACGGGUGGCCACGGGAUCUCGAUUGGCUCGAUCGCGUCGGGCAAGUCGGUGACGAACUUCCGUGCGACGGGGAACACGGUCAGCAACAGCAAGUACGGGCUGCGGAUCAAGGUCGAUGCAAACGCAUCCGGUGCAAAGGUAUCUGGUGUGACAUACACUGGCAACACCCUGUCGGGCAUCAGCGACUACGGGAUCCUCAUCUCGCAGAGCUACCCGACCGAGGACGGCACCACUGUCGGGACCGGCGGUCCCAUCUCGAACGUUGCGUUCAACGGCGCGAAGACCACUCUCGCCGUAGACUCUGGGGCAUACUCCGUGGUCGUGAACUGCGGUGCGUGCUCUGGGACCUGGGACUGGUCUGGCCUCGACGUGACUUCGGCUGGCAAAGGCCACAAGCUGUCGGUGAACCAGGCGAAGAUCUCUGGAGGCACUUACUGA
Molecule: messenger RNA, 1793 nt
Organism: Mycena citricolor
Lineage: Eukaryota; Fungi; Basidiomycota; Agaricomycetes; Agaricales; Mycenaceae
Source: the annotation of a GenBank genome assembly